AUGUUAAAUAGAUCAAAUAACAUUAAAAGUGUUUUAGUUAGAAGUUAUUCCUCAUUUGUUCAACCAGGUAAAUUCAAUGUUGAACAUAAUGAAACUAUUGCAAACAGAUUAAAGAAUGCCUGUAAUACUUUUGGAUAUUAUGAUGCUUUAUCAAUUCCAGAUCACGAAAAUUACACUUUAACUUAUGAUGAAAUGCUUCACAAUGUUAAAGGUUUAGCCAAUGGUUUUGCUGAACAUAAUAUUAAAAAAGAUCAAGUUGUUGUUUCAAAUUCAGAAGGUAUCAAUAAUACUUUAACUUAUUUAGGUGCAACCACUGCUGGUUUAACUUAUGUAACACUCCCAGCAUCAUCAACUUUUUCAGAAAUUGGAGCUCAUUUACAAAAGAAAAAAGCAAAUUCACUCAUUAUGGGUGAUAUGGAAAAUAACAUGGUCGAAGGUGCCCUUGAAUUUUUCCCAAAUUUAAAUAGAAGUGAAUAUUUUAGAGAUGAAAGAUACCCACAAUUAAAACAUAUUUUCUCUAUGGCCAAUAAGGACGAACCAGGUAUUAGUUUAUUAAAAGAUAUUAUCUUAGACAGCAAAGAUUUCCCAUAUGGUGAUCUUUCAAAUAACCAAGUUUCAGUUUCAUACCCAAUUAAUGAUCAAUAUGUUUCAUUCACCCAAAAAUCAGUUUUAAAUACUGCUGAUGCCUUAGGUGAAUUCUUUGAUAUUAAACCAAGACAAAGAUUUUCAUUAGCAAUCCCAUCAACUGAAAGUCUUUCAACAAUUUUCAAUUUAGCAUGUUUACUCAGAGGUGCAUUCGUUGCCCAAAUUUCAAAUAUUAAUCCAACUACUAUUAUUAACACAAUCACUCAAGAUAAAUGUGAAGUUCUCUUAAUUUCUGGUUCAAACUUUAACACUUUAGUUAACAGCACAGAGUUUUCAAAAGUUGAAUCAUUAAAAUUAAAUAAAUUAGUCAUUGUUGGCGAAUAUGAUGCAUCAUUACUUAAACAAUUCGAAUCAAAAUGUAAAACUCAAACUUUUAAUAUUCCAGUAAAUUCAAAUCAAAUUUUAGGUUUUGCUGUUUCAUCAUCAAAUGUUAAACUUUUACCAAAUGUUGAAGCCAAAGUUGUUGGUGGUGUUUUAAAAACCAAAGGCUAUCACGUUUCUAAUGGUGAAUGGUUAGAUACUAAAAUUAAAGCUACCUUAGAAAAAGAUGGUUCAAUUAAAUUAUAA
This is a messenger RNA of Dictyostelium purpureum, 1212 nucleotides long. RefSeq lists its product as uncharacterized. The record is from RefSeq and is a predicted model, not a curated record. Gene Ontology annotation, molecular function: medium-chain fatty acid-CoA ligase activity. Lineage: Eukaryota; Evosea; Eumycetozoa; Dictyosteliales; Dictyosteliaceae. The transcript is spliced from 7 exons. Bases 1 to 1212 code for a protein of 403 amino acids. Gene Ontology annotation, biological process: fatty acid metabolic process.